AUGGCUGACGUCGCUGCACCGCCCGCUAUCCCCGAUGCCAUGCAGGGUGUCAUCGCCGCCCCUGCACCGAUGCCCGGCACUGCGUCUGUCGCUGCUCCUGCAGAGCCCGCCGAGCCAGAAUUCAUCUCAGAGACACUCUACAUCCAGAACCUGAAUGAGAAAAUUAAGAUACCAGUGCUCAAGGCCUCCCUGCGUGGGCUCUUCAAGGCGUACGGCGAGGUACUCGACGUGGUCGCACAUAGUAACCUGCGCAUGCGCGGCCAGGCGUUCGUAUCAUUCGAGUCUGCGGACGUCGCGAAGAAGGCGCUGAAGGAGGUCAAGGGCUUCCCGCUCUACUCGAAGCCGAUGCAAAUCUCGUUCGCAAGGACUCGUUCGGACGCAGUUGUGAAAAAAUUGGAUGCGGCGCGCUUUGAGGAACACAAGGCGCAUAGAAUAGAACAAAAAAAAUCGACGCGGUAUACGAACCCAAUCAAGCGGAAGUAUCGCGCGAGAAAAAUGGCUGCAGAGUUGGACGGGCCUGGGGCAGUACCAGUAUCGAAGCGGCCAAACGUCCAGAUGCCGGACGAAUAUCUCCCACCAAACAAGAUUCUCUUUCUGCAAAACCUUCCCGACAGCGUCAGCAAGGAUCAGCUCAUGGCACUGUUCUCACAAUACCCCAACCUCUACGAGGUCCGUCUCAUUCCGACGAAGAAAGACAUCGCGUUCGUGGAGUACAUGGACGAGGGGAGCGCGACCGUCGCGAAGGACGCGCUGCACAACUACAAACUCGACGGCGAAAACAAGAUCAAGAUCACUUUCGCAAGGAAAUAA
Messenger RNA from Postia placenta MAD-698-R-SB12, 810 nucleotides. RefSeq lists its product as hypothetical. The transcript is spliced from 7 exons. Lineage: Eukaryota; Fungi; Basidiomycota; Agaricomycetes; Polyporales; Adustoporiaceae. Gene Ontology annotation, biological process: mRNA splicing, via spliceosome. Gene Ontology annotation, cellular component: U1 snRNP. Gene Ontology annotation, molecular function: U1 snRNA binding. The record is from RefSeq and is a predicted model, not a curated record. Bases 1 to 810 code for a protein of 269 amino acids.